AACACCCCGAGAAGAAAAAGAAGACGUCCUCUCUCUCUCUCUACAUCUUUCCUCUUCCCGCCUUUUCGAAAGCAGGAGAUUCCUUCAAAUUCAUUCCGUUUUGGUUGACACCGCAUCGUGUAGUGACAAUAUACUUUACUGAUCCCUAAAUAUGUUUGUUCUAUCAAUUGCUCUGUUGUCUUGCACAACACUAUGUGCAGCUACCACUGAAUGGUGGGGAGACCUUCGUGCACAUCUCAAUCCAGCUCGUCAAGCACCAUUCUAUGAUGUAACCUAUGACGAGAAAGUUAACGUCUGUCCACAAGGACUUCACGCAGAUGCUAUUCCUGAGUAUGUCUACUUCGGAACAAUGCUUGCAACAAUGACUGUUGAUGAGCACGAUCAAUGUCUCCAGAAGUGCGCCGAAAAGCCACGUUGCAAAGCAGUCAACUUCUUCCAUCCAUUUGCAUAUCAGGAGAAAGGUUUUUGCGAGUUGCUCACUGAAGGACAACUCGACAAUCCAUCAUUGAUGCGCCCAUUCCGCAAAGCUACUUAUUACGAGAAAAUUCGUUGCCGUGAGCUUGAUGAUGUUGAGGACGUUGAAGAGGCAGCACCAAUCGGCUCGGAAAUCACAGAAAAGCUUCCAGAAGACAUGGCUCGCGAGAAGAAACUCGACAUGAGCAAGUUGAUGAAGAAGCUUUCCGCCAAGGUUAAGGAAUUUAAUGGAGGCGCUGGCGGAUUCCGUGCGGCUCGCUAAUUCCUUCUUCCAGGAGUUAUUCGGUAUUUCGUUUAUCUUGUCUGUACCAUACAAUUUAAUCAUUCUUGAAAAUCCAUAAUAUUUUUCUUAUUUUUUUUCUCAUUUUUCCCUGCUCUUGCUACAUGUCCCUCAGCGAUCUCUUCUCCUUCUCAUGUAAUUUCGGGUUCUUCAAAAUGCUUCCAGUUGUUUUUGUUCCCGAUUCCAAAAUUCUAGAACUUUCCUAGUCAAAAGUGUAGAUCCUUCUCUUCAUGUUUUCUCUCUCAUUCUCCGAUUUGUGUGAAACCACCUUUACGUGUACGUAUUCGAUACUUUUGCAAAGAAUAAACCCUUUUCUUCUUCA
Molecule: messenger RNA, 1076 nt
Organism: Caenorhabditis elegans
Lineage: Eukaryota; Metazoa; Nematoda; Chromadorea; Rhabditida; Rhabditidae
Product: PAN domain-containing protein
Exons: 3
Coding region: 152-736 (194 amino acids)
Source: RefSeq, marked reviewed